Messenger RNA from Microthlaspi erraticum, 1365 nucleotides. The record is from the annotation of a GenBank genome assembly. NCBI's taxonomy places the organism in Eukaryota, Viridiplantae, Streptophyta, Magnoliopsida, Brassicales, Brassicaceae.
AUGGAUGCUGAACUUCCAAAAGCAGAGCAUCGUAUGUGUGCAAGACAUAUCUAUGCUAAUUGGAAGAAACAAGGUUUUUCGAGAUCAGAGUACAAGAACUUAUUCUGGGGAGUUGCCUACAGCUACACAGAAGGAGAGUAUGAUGAGAACAUGGAGAAGGUUAAGGCCUAUGAUCCUUCUGCGUAUGAUGCUCUGCUAGUCACGGAACCUCAUAGGUGGUGUAGUGCAUUCUUCAGUGAAGAGUCUCAUUGUGCUGAUGUUCACAAUAAUCUGUCUGAAAGUUUCAAUAGAACCAUUAAGAUUGCUAGAUCAAUGCCUGUAAUCAAUAUGCUGGAGGAGGUAAGAAGACAAGCAAUGAGAAGAGUAUCUAGAAGGUUUCUUAAAGCAGAAAGGUGUGACACAAUUGUGACACCGAUCACAAUGAGAUUAUUGGAGAAAUCAAGGCUUGCUGCUGCUUACUGCUCGACAACAAGAAGCAGCAAAAGUUUGUAUGAGGUGCGAGAGUAUAACGACAGCUAUGCUGUGAAUAUAUCCACUCACCAGUGUGCCUGCCGCAAAUGGGAUCUCACAGGUAUACCAUGCAAACAUGCGAUCUGCGUUUUGGAUGAUAACCAAGACGAUCCAGUGAGAUAUGUCCCGAAUUAUUACUACGCAUCUGUUAUGAAGAAGACAUAUGACGAUAACAUCAAACCUGUGAAUGGUGAGAAGAUGUGGAAGAGGACGCAUAAGCCUCCAGUAGGCAUUCCUGAGAUGCGGAAACAGAGAGGUCGUCCAAAGAAUCGGGACAGAAGAAAGGAGCCAUUUGAGGAUCUACAAAAUGCAGGCAAGUCAACAAGACAUGGACGAAUCCCACAUUGUAGCCGAUGCAAGGAAGCUGGACAUAUCAAGAGUGGCUGCAAGAACGAAGAAGUUGUCUUCUAUGGACCAAAAAACAGACGUGGUCGACCACGUAAAUUUCCAAGUGAUGACACUCCUAAACCACCGUCAAAGCCUAGAAAGCGAAAAGCUCCCAACAAUGCAAGUUCCUCUCAGCCUUUACCUGUAGCAGCGAGUGGUGAAGCUGAAGUAAGUUCUAGUGCUCCUCAGCCUUCGGUGUCCACGAAGCAAGUCAAACCACAUGUCAAGAAGGCUGCGAGGGGUAAACAGCUCAAGGUAAAGAAAACCAUACCAGUGCCGUAUGGAGUUGGAACAUUCUGGAGUCCAUACACUAAUCGCCCUUUCGAGGUGUUUGGAGACCGUGUCCAUGAUAGGAGUGGCUUUGAUCAGCAGCCUCCACAAGAACCAACCUUGCAGCCUCAACAAGCUCCAAAUAUGCAGUCUCCACAAGACCCAAGCUUGCAGCCAACAGAAGAUGGAAACACUUGA